AUGAAGAUCGCUGUCCUCUGCUUUACCACUGUCUUCCUCAUGACUCAGGUUCUACCAGUCAGGGGCAAGUUCAAAGAAAUCUGUGAACGCCCAAAUGGUGUUUGCCAAUUGUAUUGCCUUGAAACGGAAGUCUACGUUGGGAGGUGUUUAAACAGACGACCGUGCUGCCUGCCCAUGGGGAAUCAACCCAGAGUUGAAGACGUCACACCCAAGAGCUGA
Molecule: messenger RNA, 219 nt
Organism: Chionomys nivalis (European snow vole)
Lineage: Eukaryota; Metazoa; Chordata; Mammalia; Rodentia; Cricetidae
Gene: Defb108b
Product: defensin beta 108B
Exons: 2
Coding region: 1-219 (72 amino acids)
Biological process (GO): innate immune response
Cellular component (GO): extracellular region
Source: RefSeq, a predicted model, not a curated record